Oppiella nova is the source of this 1098-nucleotide messenger RNA. Lineage: Eukaryota; Metazoa; Arthropoda; Arachnida; Sarcoptiformes; Oppiidae. The record is from the annotation of a GenBank genome assembly.
AUUAUUCUGAAUUGGGAUUUCAAAUGAGCUUAAGUUUUAAAAUUUAUGUAGAUAUAUUUUUAAAACUUAAAUACAAUGAAACUUGGUGAUAAACUGUGUAUGAUUUGCGGUGGAAGCAAAUUAGUUGGCAGGUACUUUGGUGCCAUUACUUGCGAUUCGUGUAAAUCAUUUUUCCGGCGAAUGGCCCUUAAAAAUAUUCAAGUAAUAUGCCUAAAUGAUGGUAACUGUAAUAUAAUUGCAAAUCCUAGAAAACUGUGUCAAAAAUGUCGACUCGAAAAGUGUUUAGCCGUGGGAAUGAGAAAGGAACUCAUAAGAGAUGUGAAAGAAAACGAAAGGAGAAGACAAUUGAUUAGAGAAAACAAAUUAAAACAACAAAAUUGUAUUCAUUACUCAAAUACGAGUCCAGAAUCUAAUGAUUGGCCGGAAACUAGUGAUGAAAACAGUACUUCCAGUGAAUGUCCAUCACAUCAAUCAUUAGAUAUUAUUUACAAUAACUUUCAAAAUGUUUUAACAAACAGUAAAUUAUCACUGAAAACUACAAACGUUUAUGACUUGAAUCUGUCGGUCAUACCUGUUAUGAAACCCAUCACUGAUUAUAACAAUCAGUUCAAUGAAUUAGAGGGCAAUCGGUUGACUGAACUGUUGGAUGCCCUCAAGAUUAUGAUGAACCCAAUGGUCAACGUUAAUGAUAAUGAAAUGAACGCUUAUUCUGUCGAUCCCUUCAAUUUGAUACUUCGGUAUCAGGAGAAUGGUCUCCAAAAUACUGUCAAAAUGGCCAAACGUUUGAACGCAUUUAAAUCGCUGUGUGAUCAUGAUCAAUUGACUUUAAUUAAAUACGCGUCAAUUGAGAUCGUUGUCUUGCGAAUAAUUUUAAAUUUUGACUUUAAUGAAUUAUGCUGGUCAUUUAACAUAUUAAGUGCUAUUAUACUGUUUAAUCCGAAUCGACCUAACCUCAUUAACAAAACUGCCAUAAAUAUCCAAGUGGACCGACUUUUGACUGAAUGGCAAAACGAUUCUGUUAUUAUGGAAUUGUUGGCUGCAAUCAUACUGUUUAAUCCCAAUGUACCGGAUUUAGCACAGAGGAAUACCAUUAUGUAA